GGGCGUUUUUUUUUUUUUUUUUUCUUUUCUCGUCUCCCUGCUCCAGGAUCAACAGGCACUCCACGUUUAAUUAUCUUCAACGUCAUCACUAUUCACACCUGCUCGUCAUUUCUCUCUUUGUGGAAGCAAUUCCGGCUGCUGAUUGUCUCACGGACCCUUUUCGAAUAAACUACAACGCCAUUGACCUUCUGUGGACGAAGAUCUACAGGGUUGCCGCACCCGGCAUCCUCAGGGACCUUGCCCGUUCCCCCCAAAACCCUCUUAGAGCUCCACUCUUCUUUAGGCUCCUUUAAACAUUGACAUAUGUAAUGGGUUCAUUUUGACAACCCCUCGAAAACGAUGCGCUGACUUUUUCGGGCACUUCACACUUCCCUCCCCUUCAUACUGGAUAUGCCCCAACCCUUCGCCACGCCGGGAGACAAUGAGCCCCCAGGAGGGUUCUCACGGUUUUUUGCAACCAGAAUGUUCGGCAAGGCGGGCGACUAUGAGUUAUUACCAUGGGGUCUUCCACAUUCCCAGCCCGGGAAGGAUGCCGCCAGGCCCGGAGCCAUUGCAAUCCGUCGCUUGUUUCUCCGCCGCUGUCUCAAGAUGACAGUACUUCUGGCCGUGCUUUUGCUAGUUUCCCUCGCUGUGGCAUUGAAAAUCAAGCCGCAUCCGCGUCGUCGUCCCGACUUGCCAUUGUCUUAUCCUGCGACACAUCAGACGGACCUGCGGAUCCAUGAUCCCAGCCUUCUCCGCGUGGGAGAUACGUACUAUUCCUACAGUGUGGGCGAGCAUAUCGCCAUUCACCAGGCGUCGAGCUUAGCUGGGCCCUGGGAGAAAACCGGUUCGGUUCUCCCGGCCGAUAGUGUCAUCCCCAAGGGGGACCGGAAGGCCCCCUGGGCACCAACGACGAUCCAAGUAGGCGACCGGUUCUACUGCUAUUAUGCCGUUAGCAACGCAGGAUGUCGCAACAGCGCCAUCGGAGUCGCGUCGUCGGCCUCCCCGGGACCAGGCGGAUGGGUUGAUCACGGGCUGAUCAUUCAAUCGGGCAAGGGCAAGGGGUCGGACGAGUACCCGUUGGAUCAAUCCAACACCAUCGACGCGAGCGUUUUCGUUGCCGAUAACGGACAGGCGUAUCUAAAUUUCGGCAGCUUUUGGUCCGGUAUCUGGCAGAUCCCGCUGGGGCAGGAUCUGAUCUCCCCCGGUGAGAAUGGCAGAUCCGAUGUGCGUCAUUUGGCUCGUGAACCGGCUGCUGUCUUCCCGGCUAGGAAGAAUGCGAAUGGGAUUUGUGGUGACCCGAGUGGUGGCCAUCCGAUUGAGGGGAGUUAUCUUUCGUAUCAUGAACCUUACUACUACCUCUGGUUUAGCUGGGGGAGAUGUUGCGACAUAACCGAUAAGUUUCUUUCUAAUUUUCCGGGCAAAGAGUAUCGCAUUAGGGUUGGCCGAUCCGAUAGCCCGCAGGGUCCAUUCCUGGAUAAGCAAGGGAACGAUCUUGUGGACGGCGGCGGCGAAACAGUCUACGCCUCGAAUGGCGAUACAUUCGCCCCGGGGGGGCAGGGGGUUUUGGCCGAAGAAGAUGGGGACAUUUUAUACUACCAUUAUCUAAACAAAUCUGUCAGCUAUGACUUUUGGGAAGCACGACUCGGGUACAGCCCGUUGAAAUAUGUAGAUGGAUGGCCAGUUGCACAGUGAGGCUGGUUCCUCACUAAACAACCACAGUUACUACUACAUACAGG
Aspergillus ochraceoroseus IBT 24754 is the source of this 1718-nucleotide messenger RNA. Its product is annotated as arabinan endo-1,5-alpha-L-arabinosidase. The transcript has 4 exons. The record is from RefSeq and is a predicted model, not a curated record. Gene Ontology annotation, molecular function: hydrolase activity, hydrolyzing O-glycosyl compounds. Gene Ontology annotation, biological process: carbohydrate metabolic process. NCBI's taxonomy places the organism in Eukaryota, Fungi, Ascomycota, Eurotiomycetes, Eurotiales, Aspergillaceae. Bases 391 to 1674 code for a protein of 427 amino acids.